GAGAGCUUUUGAAGUGAACGGCGAACCGAACGUGUCAGUUCAAAUUUCGCCCGACUAGAAGUCGAAAAGUCCUCUCAAAGACGUCAAUCUGAUUUUCUCAUGCUUGCUUUAGUUCGGAAGCAGUUUGUUGCUUAAAUUAUAACGAAAUAAUUGCCCUGAGAAGUGUUUGAACCAUGUCUCGUUUCUUUGCUGGGGGCUCGGAGUCCGACUCCGAUAGCUCAUCUGAUAGUGAGCCAGUACAGCGUCAGGCAGCGCCACAGUUUACAUUUAGUGACGAGGAAGAAGACGUAAAACGCGUUGUCCGCUCAACCAAGGAGAAGCGCUAUGAAGACCUUUCAAGUAUAAUCAAAAGUAUUCGAAAUUUUAAAAAGAUUAAAGAUAUGCCCAGCUUAUUAAGUAGCUUCGAAGAUUUAACACGAGCUUACGCUAAAGCCAUACCAGUGAUUACCAAGGUUGAAAAUGGAAUUACACCACGUUUCAUCAUACGUGCCCUAGCUGAGCUUGAAGAUUUUAUCAAUGAAGUGUGGGAUGACAGGGAAGGACGAAAGAACUUAUCGAAAAAUAAUUCCAAAUCUUUAGGAACAUUGCGGCAAAAGUUCAGAAAAUACAUAAAAGAGUUUGAGAGCGACUUGAAAAAGUUUCGCGAGUCUCCGGAUGCUGGUGACGAUGAUGAUGAGGAGGAGGACAAGAAAGAUGAUCAAUCGGAAGAUGAGGAAGUUACAGCCCCUACAGCUACUAGACAAGUUUCGUUUAAAAAGACGGUGGAAAAGGUUAAAAUAGAGAAGGAUGAUGACGACUCGGAUGAUUCGAUUGACUGGGGUUCGGAUUCAGAAUCCGAAGAGAGUUCCACUGAUGAGGACACUCAAUACACUAGUAUUCGUGAACGCUUUUUGAAACGUUCUGAUAAAGAUGACGGUGAGGAUGGUGAAAAAAAGAAGGAAAAGAAGAAAGUCAGAGAAGCAAAAGAUAGCCGUAAGAGUAAGCGAGUUGAUGAUGACGACGAAGGAUGGGAAGUGGUCAACGGAAAUCGAUCGGCUACAUCAGAGCAACCUAAGAUGUUUGCGAAGGAUGCAGAAAUCGACAUCAAUUUGGUGAUAAACAAGUUAAAUGAGGUCAUGGCCGCUCGUGGUAAAAAGAGAACUGAUCGUAAAUUGCAAAUUGAAUUUCUCCGAGAGUUACGUGCUGUAGCUGAUGCUAACAACCUUGGCGCUGCUGUGGCAGCGAAAAUUCGUUUCAAUAUUGUUUCAGCUAUUUUUGAUUAUAAUCCUAAAGUCUCGGAACCGAUGAAACUAGAACAUUGGUCUAAGUUGUUGGAGGAAAUACAAGCUCUUAUCAAACUGCUUCUUGCCAACGAGGAUAUUCAUCUAUCAGAGACUGUUCUUGAUGAGAAUGAAGAAUACGAAACGGCUCCUUACAAAAUUCGCGGUUGUAUGUUAACAACUGUGGAACGUUUGGAUGAUGAAUUCACCAAGCUCCUGAAGGAAUGCGAUCCGCACAGUAAUGAUUAUGUCGACCGUUUGAAAGAUGAAGUCACUGUGACCAGUGUAAUUGAGGAGGUCGUUAGAUACGUUGAGCGUUUGGGAGACGAGAUGGAAAUAUGUAGAAUCUAUCUUCGUAAAAUUGAUCAUUUAUACUACAAGUUUGAUCCAAAUGUGUUGAAAAAACGAAAAGCCCAACUACCGGCAAACACAACGACAUCAGUAGAUGAAAUGGAACGUCUUUGUCGCUUCAUCUAUGCUAAAGAUCAAACUGAUCGUCUCCGUACUCGAGCUAUUUUGUCUCAUAUUUUCCACCAUGCAUUGCACGACAACUGGUUUCAAGCACGUGACUUGGUGCUUAUGUCGCAUCUUCAAGAGACAAUUCAUCAUUCAGAUCCCCCCACACAAAUUCUUUAUAACAGAACAAUGGCCAAUCUAGGACUUUGCGCAUUCCGGCAUGGUAACAUUAAAGACGCCCACCAGUGUCUGGUGGAUCUAAUGAUGACUGGUAAACCGAAAGAGCUUCUUGCUCAAGGAUUGGUUCCACAGCGACAAAACGAGCGUUCCCUGGAGCAAGAAAAGGUUGAAAAACAACGUCAAAUGCCUUUCCAUAUGCACAUCAAUCUGGAGCUUCUAGAGUGUGUCUAUCUGGUUUCAGCUAUGCUGCUAGAAAUUCCCUAUAUGGCAGCACAUGAAUUUGAUGCUCGCCGCCGUAUGAUAAGUAAAACAUUCUAUCAACAGCUACGCUCCUCUGAGCGACAAUCGUUAGUUGGCCCACCUGAGUCGAUGCGCGAACACGUCGUGGCUGCCGCCAAGGCAAUGCGACAUGGCGAUUGGAAUGCUUGCGCGAACUUUAUCGUGAACAAAAAAAUGAACGUUAAGGUUUGGGAUCUGUUCUAUGAAGCAGAUCGCGUACGUGAAAUGCUGACUAAAUUUAUCAAAGAGGAAUCAUUGCGUACAUACCUUUUCACUUAUUCCAACGUUUAUGCCUCGAUUAGCGUUCCCUAUUUGGCGGAAAUGUUUGAUCUAGCAAAGAGCAAAGUUCAUUCACUAAUUAGUAAAAUGAUUAUUAAUGAAGAAUUGAUGGCUUCGCUGGAUGAUCCAACCGAAACCGUAGUAUUACAUCGUUCGGAACCAUCGCGUCUGCAAGCUUUGUCGAUGCAGCUGUCUGAUAAAGUAACCAAUUUGGUCGAUUCCAAUGAGCGUAUAUUUGAGAUGAAGCAAGGUAACUUCUUUCAACGCGGUGGCAAUCAGGGCUACAAUCGCGACAGACAAAACUAUCGUAAUCAGAACCAGAAUCAAAACUGGAACAAUAAUCGCCGUCAGGAUAACCGUGGCAACCGCGGAAACCGCAAUCAGAACCGUGAUCAUCGUGAUCAGCGUGAACAUCGUGUAGAAUUUGCUGACGAUAAGGCUGAGUAAACGAUACGAUUCAACCGGCUCAAGAUUCCGGUGUAAUCUUGUAGUUCUUGUUUGUGGCUAUUGGACAUUUUCGGCUAGAGUUUUCGCAUUCACAGCAGUUUGAAAAUAUUCACAACAUAAUCCAAAUUAUAUCUAACAUACAAUGAAUAUAUCAAUAUACAAAUGCUGUGUUCCCGAUCUGGGUAAUGUUUUGAAAUGCUGCGCUCAGAUCGGGAAUACCUACAGAAUGUACCGUAUAGUUGGUCUAAUAUUUCUGAUGACGCUAGAAAAGAUAAUAAAACUUUACUUAUAUCCUUA
Wyeomyia smithii (pitcher-plant mosquito) is the source of this 3197-nucleotide messenger RNA. It is a transcript of the gene eIF3c, whose product is annotated as eukaryotic translation initiation factor 3 subunit C. The record is from RefSeq and is a predicted model, not a curated record. Gene Ontology annotation, molecular function: RNA binding; translation initiation factor binding; translation initiation factor activity. Gene Ontology annotation, biological process: translational initiation. Gene Ontology annotation, cellular component: eukaryotic translation initiation factor 3 complex. The transcript is spliced from 4 exons. Lineage: Eukaryota; Metazoa; Arthropoda; Insecta; Diptera; Culicidae. The coding region runs from base 174 to 2900 and encodes 908 amino acids.